AUGCAGGGCGAGACUCCAGCGCAGACCGUCAGCUCCCUGGGCCAAGCCCUGCGAGCUGUGGGCGGGCUGACCAAACCGAGUGGUCGAGGAUUGUUCAUGUUCCAGUGCCUGCUGGCCGGGAGCUCGACAGCGGUCAUCAUCGGCCUGUUUGGGGCGACAGUGCUGGGUUACGCCUUCACGGCCGGCGCAGUCGGGUUCCUGGUCGGCUCCUGCAUGGGUUUUCUCCUGGGCAGCAUCGGGUAUUAUCGAACAUGCUGCCGUCAGAGCUUGAUCGCUUUCAUCAGGUAUCCCGAGCUCAUGAGACACCACAUCGAUAUCGAUUUCGGCAUGCAUGGCGUAGAGAAAGCCUCGCGGUUACGGGGCGCAAGUGUGCAGAAGACCGUGCAGGAGGUCCGGAGUGAUGUGGCGCUCCAGGGGAUGUUGGUUGCCGCCUGGCACUCGGCUGUGCCGGCUAUCGAGGAUAUUCAGAACCAAGAGGAGGCUCGGCUGGUAUCUAAUCAGGAGGGCCAAACAUGCAAGACAUGACAACCAACCGCGUUCGACAUGACGCAAUGAAUAAAUAGGGGCUUGCAGUAUAUCUACAACACAAAAGCAGCUACGAUACGGUCUGCCACCACGGUAUGGGGUGUUUCAUGAGAAAGGAUUCGAAGAUGAGACUUGUGCUGAAUACAAGCGGAGAUGGGGUUAAGAUCAAUCAUGCUCCAUCCGAACUUGAGACAGCAGACCUUAAUCGAGGCGCCGACUCUGGGUACGGAACUGAGUGUAUCCAAUCAUCCAUUGAAAUCAUGGUGGGUAGGGGGAGGUUGUCAUGCCAGCCUUGCCCUGAAUCCGAUAAGCACUAGGGAGAUGGGUGGAUGCCGUAGCCGCCCUACGGAGCCACUACUACUACUAUACAUCGCGCUUGCUUUACUGGAUGCAUGACCACGUCACCCCUGUAAAUGUGUUUACACAAUGC
Aspergillus aculeatinus CBS 121060 is the source of this 955-nucleotide messenger RNA. RefSeq lists its product as uncharacterized. The record is from RefSeq and is a predicted model, not a curated record. Lineage: Eukaryota; Fungi; Ascomycota; Eurotiomycetes; Eurotiales; Aspergillaceae. The transcript has 3 exons. Bases 1 to 525 code for a protein of 174 amino acids.